AAAAAGUCAAGAAAAGUAUAUGACACUUCAUAUACUAUCUGGAUACCUAUUCAUAUAUAGUAUCUAAAGUCGACUCAUAAAAUACCUGGGUACGGCACAAGUUAAGUCCUUUUUGGCGGGUUGAGAAUGCAGCUACCCGCCUAUUUAAUCAACGCGUAAAUCAUCGACGCAGCUGCGCUAAGCGUCUAUCACAACAAUCCGAUUCCCAACACAUGAUACUAUCUUGAACUAAAUCCCACAUACCGAGUCAAGAUGAAGUUCUUUAUUGACGACCUCCCUAUUCUUUUCCCUUAUCCGCGCAUUUACCCGGAGCAAUAUGCGUACAUGUGUGACCUGAAAAGGACUCUCGAUGCCGGCGGUCACUGUGUCCUAGAGAUGCCUUCGGGCACCGGCAAGACCGUAUCGCUACUCUCACUCAUUAUCGCCUACCAGCAACACUACCCCGAGCAUAGAAAGCUCAUCUAUUGCUCGCGUACCAUGUCCGAGAUCGAGAAAGCACUAGCUGAACUCCAGGCCCUCAUGAAGUUCCGUGCCGAUGAGCUUGGUCACGUAGAAGAAUUCCGCGGACUGGGUUUAACCAGUCGCAAGAACCUUUGUCUGCACCCUUCUGUAAAGAGGGAAAAGAGCGGUGCCAUCGUGGACGCCAGAUGUCGUAGCUUGACCGCGGGCUUUGUCAGAGAGAAGAAGGAGAAAGGCGAGAGCGUUGAUACCUGCAUAUACCAUGACAACCUCGACCUCCUAGAACCUCAUGACCUUAUCCCGAACGGUGUUUGGACUCUUGACGACAUCCUGAAGUACGGUGAGCAGAAAAAGCAGUGCCCUUACUUCACUGCAAGACGAAUGAUGCAAUACUGCGAUGUAAUCAUCUACUCUUAUCACUAUCUGCUAGACCCAAAGAUCGCAGAACGUGUAUCCAAGGAGCUCUCGAAAGAUUGCAUUGUUGUAUUUGACGAGGCACACAACAUAGACAAUGUCUGUAUCGAGUCUCUAAGCACAGAUAUCACCGAGAAGUCACUGGACAGGGCUACAAAAGGUGCUCAAAGUUUAGAGAAGAAGAUCAGCGAGAUGAAGGAGACCGACCGAGAACAGCUAGAGAAUGAAUAUCAAAAGCUAGUCGAAGGUCUCAGGGAUGCCGAUGAAGCUCGUCAAGAAGAUACCUUCAUGUCGAACCCAGUUCUGCCGGAUGACCUGCUGAAAGAGGCGGUCCCCGGAAAUAUUCGCAGAGCUGAACACUUCACUGCUUUCCUGAAACGGUUUAUCGAGUACCUAAAAACGCGGAUGAAAGUCCGCCAGGUUAUCUCCGAAACUCCGCCAUCAUUCCUUGCGCAUCUUAAGGAGCACACCUUUAUUGAGAAGAAGCCACUGAGGUUCUGCGCCGAAAGGCUGACCUCGCUUGUGAGAACCCUCGAGUUUACGAACAUCGAGGACUUCCAGCCUCUCCAAGAGGUGGCCACCUUCGCCACUCUUGUCGCGACGUAUGAAAAAGGGUUCUUGCUGAUCCUCGAGCCAUUCGAGUCCGACACCGCCGAGGUCCCCAACCCGGUUCUACACUUUACGUGCCUUGACGCAGCUAUCGCGAUCAAGCCCGUCUUCGACAGAUUUAGCUCUGUCAUUAUCACAUCGGGAACUAUCUCACCCCUAGAGAUGUAUCCAAAGAUGCUGGGCUUCACUACGGUUGUCCAGGAAUCAUACGCGAUGACUCUGGCCAGAAAAUCUUUCUUGCCAAUGAUAGUCACCCGAGGUAGCGAUCAAGCCACGGUUUCUACUAGUUUUGCGGUCAGAAAUGAACCUAGCGUGGUCCGCAACUAUGGUAACCUCUUGACCGAAUUCGCCAAGAUUACUCCCGACGGCAUGGUCGUCUUUUUCCCCUCUUACCUUUACAUGGAGUCUAUUAUUAGCAUGUGGCAAGGUAUGGGAAUUUUAGACGAGGUCUGGAAGUACAAGUUGAUCUUGGUAGAGACGCCAGACGCCCAGGAGACCUCGCUCGCCCUAGAGACAUAUCGUACGGCGUGCUGUAACGGCAGAGGAGCAGUUCUUCUCUGUGUCGCUCGUGGAAAAGUUUCCGAAGGCAUCGAUUUCGACCACCAGUACGGACGAACGGUGUUGUGUAUUGGCGUACCGUUCCAGUACACGGUGUCACGUAUCCUCAAGGCUAGGCUGGAAUUCUUACGAGAAACCUACCGCAUCCGAGAGAAUGACUUCUUAUCUUUCGAUGCGAUGCGACACGCCGCCCAGUGUCUCGGUCGCGUGCUCCGAGGAAAGGAUGACUACGGUAUCAUGGUACUCGCGGACCGCCGCUUCCAGAAGAAGCGACUCCAGCUACCUAAAUGGAUCAACCAGGCCAUGCAAGAAGUAGAUGGCAACCUCAGCACCGACAUGGCAGUCAUCACGGCGAAGCGUUUCCUGCGGGACAUGGCGCGACCCUUCAAGUCUAAAGAUCAGGAGGGCAUCAGUAUGUGGAGUCUCGGGGACCUAAAGGAGCACCAGAAGAAAAUGGACGAGGAAAGGAUCAGAGAGCUGCAGGAGAUGGAAGAGGAGAAUAUAGCAGCAGAGGCUCUGAAGGCUCAAGCUUUACAGUCCUUCAAUGAGGACUACGACAUGAGCGACGAGGAGGGUAUGAUGGAGCUCGAUGGCGCCUAAUCGUACGUUGGAUAGUUCUUCGAUCCGAUCUUGUACCACUACUUGGCGAAUUGGGCGUUUGGGGAAUCCAUAGGAAAAGCAUACAGAAAAGCAGCCUUGCAUUACGAGGCCUUAGUUAAUUCACCCAUAAACUUGUUUAAGGCA
Messenger RNA from Annulohypoxylon maeteangense, 2784 nucleotides. RefSeq names its product putative excision repair protein rhp3. The transcript has 2 exons. NCBI's taxonomy places the organism in Eukaryota, Fungi, Ascomycota, Sordariomycetes, Xylariales, Hypoxylaceae. Gene Ontology annotation, cellular component: nucleus. Gene Ontology annotation, biological process: nucleotide-excision repair; transcription by RNA polymerase II; positive regulation of mitotic recombination. Bases 253 to 2640 code for a protein of 795 amino acids. The record is from RefSeq and is a predicted model, not a curated record. Gene Ontology annotation, molecular function: ATP binding; DNA helicase activity; hydrolase activity, acting on acid anhydrides, in phosphorus-containing anhydrides.